Messenger RNA from Scleropages formosus (Asian bonytongue), 2175 nucleotides. RefSeq names its product D-aspartate oxidase (gene ddo). The coding region runs from base 916 to 1905 and encodes 329 amino acids. Gene Ontology annotation, cellular component: cytoplasm. The record is from RefSeq and is a predicted model, not a curated record. Gene Ontology annotation, biological process: L-aspartate catabolic process; D-amino acid catabolic process. NCBI's taxonomy places the organism in Eukaryota, Metazoa, Chordata, Actinopteri, Osteoglossiformes, Osteoglossidae. The transcript has 5 exons. Gene Ontology annotation, molecular function: D-aspartate oxidase activity; FAD binding.
ACGAGACUUAUCUCACUUUAUUAUCGGUCAAGAGAAAUAUCAGGGUUAAGUCCACUCCUUUCCCCAAAAAUAUAACUGAUAAAUCUGCUCCAACAUGCCACCACAUGUGGCACUGUAACAGUAAUGAUGUCCCUUUGAAACAAAGCUCUGAUCCCUCUUAUUUGUGUGACGAGACUGGGCGACAAACAUGUGAUGUGUCCCACAGCAGAGGCGCACAGAUCCAAGUCUGGGGUGGCGGGAGUUCGAUUCUAAUAGACUACCCAGUGAUGUGGGCACGGUAUUUUUUGCAGAUCUUAUUAUAUUUAUCUAAAUAAAACAUGAGCGUAACUAACCGGCUUUAAUUCAAAUUGCUUAUCUGAGUACAGUCGUAAAGAGGAUCAUAAUAAAUAAGGGGGAAACGGUUAGCGGCGGGGGGCGCAGAUUCACAGGCGGAAGGUUAUGAGCACAAGUCCCGUGGGUGGUGGUGCUGAGACACGAUGAUCGGGGUGAGUGACAGGUGCAGGCGGGAACAGGGACGGGGACGGGACUGUAAAUGUAAACACACCUCCGGAACGCAGAGGGAUCGUAAUGUGUCGCGGUGAUCAAAGCGUUCGUGUGCGACGGGGGGCCGGCUGGGCUCUUAUUCUUGACCACCAGCCAAGCACGUUUCUCGCAAACCGACCAAGUAGCUGGGUGUAGGACGGGCUUCAUACCGGUGACGGGGUUUUGUGCAAAGUCACAAGUGCCAGUGAGUGGCAGAACCCCGACACACGGGCCUUCGUGGGACACCCAGCCCAGCGCUGGACUGACUGAAGCUUCGGUCCCGUCACCACCGGACACGGUGUCGAGCGUGGGCUCGGCGGGCUGCGCCCUUUCAGCACACAGGUCCCGAGAAGCUUGCUUUUUGUAGCGCCCUUCUGGUAUUGUUGCCCUGCGAUGCAUCGGGUGAAGGUGGCCGUGGUGGGGGCUGGGGUGGUCGGCCUCUCUACGGCUGUGGUCAUCGCCGAAGCCCUUCCACACUGCUCUGUCACUGUGCUGGCUGACCGCUUCACACCCAACACGACGAGCGACGGGGCUGCAGGGAUUCUCUUCGCCUCCCAGUUCCCAGAUGUACCUGUGGAACAGCAGAGGCGCUGGUUCAAGAGGACGUUUGAUCACCUGCUGCUGAUCGCCAGCUCGCCCGAAGCUGGCGUGGCUGGAGUGUUCCUGAGCUCGGGUUGGCAGAUAUUCCGCGAGGUGCCCCCCGAAAAAAAGCCUUACUGGUCCGACUGUGUGCUGAGCUUUGGUACCAUGACGGACGCAGAGCUCAAGAGGUUUCCCCAAUACAAGUUUGGCCAGGCGUUCACCACCAUCAAGUGCGAAUGCCCCUCUUACCUGCCCUGGCUACAGAAGAGGCUCGAAAAGGCUGGUGGCAUCAUGAUUCACGAAAAGGUGACUGACCUGGCGGAGCUAGGCCUCAGGUACGACGUCAUCGUGAACUGCUCGGGCCUGGGCUCCCGGGAGCUCCUCGGGGACGAGGACGUGCACCCGGUGCGAGGCCAGGUCCUGAGGGUUCACGCGCCCUGGCUGCAGCACUUUGUGCGGGUCGCCGACGGGCACACCUACAUCUACCCUGGCGCCGGUGGCGUCACCCUGGGGGGCACCCGACAGGCCGCCGACAGCCAGGCUAUCUUCGAGCGCUGCCGGCGCCUGGAACCCUCCCUGGGGUCUGCCCGGCCCCUGGGAGAGUGGGUCGGCCUGAGGCCGGGCAGGAGGAAUCCCCGGGUGGAGCGCGGGCACGUCCGGGUCCACGGUCGCCGUGUGCCUGUGGUGCACAACUACGGUCACGGUGGCUGGGGGAUAACGCUGAGCUGGGGCACGGCGCUGGACGCCUUGGAUCUCGUACGCCAGUGCUUGAACGAACGACCCCCUGAGGCCAGGUUGUGACCACGUACCUACUGACCUCCCGUAGCUCGGCACUGGCCCGCAUACACGCUCGUAACGCUGAAAUUCACAGAGCCCGGCUUCAGACUUUACUAAACAUUUAUCUUUAAUUAAAAAUGUAACUUUGAGGUUUCCUUAACCUCGGGUAGAGGCGUGUUUUGAGUAGAAGGGCCCAGUGAACGCACGAGUGUUUAUGACUACAGUACACCCAACUGACAAUGAAUAACUUUAAACUCAAUAAAUUAACCAGUGGUGUUAACAGUACGUGAGAGA